CCCCGGAUCCUGUCCACAAUGAGCUUCCAGCUCCGCAGCUCCGCCCGCAUCCCUAGCCGGUCCUGCUCGUCAUUCACCCUGCUGGCAUUUCUGCUGCUGUUCACACUGCCACAGCAUCGAGCUCAAGCUGCUCCUUUCUCGGCCAUAGUUGCAACGGAGCUACGCUGUGUUUGCUUAACCGUAGCUCCAAGAAUUAACCCCAAAAUGAUCGCUAAUUUGGAGGUGAUCCCUGCAGGUCCACAUUGCCCCAAGGUGGAAGUCAUAGCUAAGCUGAAGAACCAGAAGGAUAAUGUUUGUCUUGACCCAGAAGCUCCGUUGAUAAAGAAAGUCAUUCAGAAAAUAUUGGGCAGUGAAAACAAGAAAACAAAGCGCAAUGCACUUGCACUGGUCAGAUCAGCCAGUACUCAAUAG
Molecule: messenger RNA, 411 nt
Organism: Rattus rattus (black rat)
Lineage: Eukaryota; Metazoa; Chordata; Mammalia; Rodentia; Muridae
Gene: Cxcl6
Product: C-X-C motif chemokine ligand 6
Exons: 4
Coding region: 19-411 (130 amino acids)
Biological process (GO): inflammatory response; cellular response to lipopolysaccharide; chemokine-mediated signaling pathway
Cellular component (GO): extracellular region
Molecular function (GO): chemokine activity; CXCR chemokine receptor binding
Source: RefSeq, a predicted model, not a curated record